AAAAAAAUGGAAGAAUCAGCAUUGUUGUCAUACGUUCAUACUCACGGAGCCAUCGAAAAUUCUGUUGAGUUCGCCCAAUCACACAAUAUUGACCACCAACAAUUCUAUGGUCAAAUCAACAGUUUAUCGCUUGCUAAUAUUUUGGUUCUUGAAAAGAGAGAAUGUACAUCUGCUUUACCAAGCACCGAAGGUUUGCAAAUUUUAAAUCAAGGACAAUCAGCUGAAAUUAAAUUACUUGCUGCUCUCAUCAAUUCUCCUGAUGGUGUUGAUAAGAAUGUUUUACAACAACAAUUAGGUGAUAAUUAUCUUCCAGCCUUCAAGGCUUGUAUGAAGAACAAGUGGAUUUCACAAGAAAAAGGUUCUGAUAUUUUGAAAAAGUCUGCCACUGUUAGCGAAUUACCAAAGGAUGUUGUUGUUGAUCAAUUGAAAAUUAUUUCUGCUUCCGGAUUUGUUUUCCUCGAAUUAGAAAAGCAAAAGGGAAAGAGUCUUGAAGAUUUAAAGACUAUCGAAUUUGCUAACUUGAAAGUCCAAGAUGAUAAAGAUCCAAGAUAUACUGAAUUGAAGAAGGCCUGUAUUGAACAAGGAAAAUGUAUCAAUUCUAAUGAUUUCACUGAAUUGAAAUCAAGAAAACUUGUUAAAGUUGAAACUAUCAAGUUCUUCUAUGUUUCAAAGGGUACUGAAUUUGCUCUUGAAAGAAAGAAACAAGAAACUGAUUUGACAACUCAAAUGAUCUUGUCUAAUGAAUGGCAGAAUGCUUCUUUCAAGGAAUACAAUUUCAAGGCUACUGGUAAGAGAAAUGAAAAUGGUUAUCUUCACACUUUGUUGAAGGUCAGAACUGAAUUCCGUAAGGUUUUCCUUGAACUUGGCUUUGAAGAAAUGGCCACUAAUAAUUUUGUUGAAAGCUCUUUCUGGAACUUUGACGCCUUGUUCCAACCUCAACAACACCCUGCUCGUGAUGCUCACGACACUUUCUUCUUGGAAAAUCCAAAACAAUGUAUUUCAUUGCCAACUGAUGGAUAUCUUGAAGAUGUUAAGAAAAUUCACGAAGAAGGAGGUUUUGGAUCUAUUGGUUACAGAUAUGACUGGAAGGUUGAAGAAUCAAAGAAGAAUCUUCUCCGUACUCACACAACUGCUGUCAGUACUCGUUAUUUGAGAAAACUCGGAGAAGAAUUAAGCAAUGGUGCCGAAUUCAAGCCAAGAAAAUAUUUCUCAAUUGAUCGUGUUUUCCGUAAUGAAGCUCCUGAUGCUACUCACUUGUGUGAAUUCCACCAAAUUGAAGGUAUGGUCAUCGAUAAGGGUUUAACUCUUGGUGACAUGAUUGGACUUUUCCGUGUUUUCUUUGCCAAGAUUGGUAUUACUGAUUUGAAAUUCAAACCUGCUUUUAACCCAUAUACAGAACCAUCCAUGGAAAUCUUUGGUUAUCACCCAAUGCUCAAGAAAUGGGUUGAAGUUGGUAACUCUGGUAUGUUCAGACCUGAAAUGCUCCGACCAAUGGGACUUCCAGAAGAUGUUACUGUUUUGGCUUGGGGUCUCUCACUGGAAAGACCAACCAUGAUCAAAUAUUCUGUUGAUAACAUCAGAGAUUUGGUUGGCCACAAGGUUGAUCUUGGUGGUGUUCAAAAGAAUCCAAUUUGUCGUCUUAAUAAGUAAAUUAUUGUAAAAUUUUAAUUCAA
Naegleria gruberi is the source of this 1673-nucleotide messenger RNA. RefSeq names its product phenylalanine-tRNA synthetase family protein, alpha subunit. NCBI's taxonomy places the organism in Eukaryota, Heterolobosea, Eutetramitea, Acrasida, Naegleriidae. The record is from RefSeq and is a predicted model, not a curated record. Gene Ontology annotation, cellular component: cytoplasm; cytosol; phenylalanine-tRNA ligase complex. Bases 7 to 1650 code for a protein of 547 amino acids. Gene Ontology annotation, biological process: phenylalanyl-tRNA aminoacylation. Gene Ontology annotation, molecular function: tRNA binding; phenylalanine-tRNA ligase activity; ATP binding. The transcript has a single exon.